Messenger RNA from Oryzias latipes (Japanese medaka), 8267 nucleotides. Lineage: Eukaryota; Metazoa; Chordata; Actinopteri; Beloniformes; Adrianichthyidae. The record is from RefSeq and is a predicted model, not a curated record.
UCAGCUCCAACGACCCGACACUGGUGCCAUGUCUCUGUCUGAGCCAGGCAGACUUGUGGCCCGGUCCAGGCGGCCCUUCUUUGGGUUCUGCCUUUGCCAAUUCCCCCUGUGUUUGCUGCUGCCUUUGAUCCUCCUGCUGACCAGACCUUGGAGCGGCAUGUGUGCAGCACUAGCUCCUCCAAGGUUCACAAAAAUUCCCACUGACCAGAUCGGAGUCUCUGGGGGCGUGGCAUCAUUUGUGUGUCAGGCCGUUGGGAACCCGAAGCCUGUCGUCUACUGGAACAAGAAGGGCAAGAAGGUCAACUCCCAGCGCAUUGAGACGAUAGAGUUUGAUGAGGGUGCGGGUGCCGUGCUGAGGAUCCAGCCGCUCAGAGCUCCUCGAGACGAGAAUGUCUACGAGUGUGUGGCACGCAACAGCGAAGGGGAGGUGUCUGUCACUUCCAAGCUGUCCAUCAUGAGAGAAGACACAUUGGAAGCUGGCUUUCCUAGUAUAGACAUGGGCCCUCAGCUGAAAGUGGUGGAGCGAACAAAGACAGCAACCAUGCUGUGCGCUGCCAGCGGCAACCCUGACCCAGAGAUCUCCUGGUUUAAAGACUUCCUGCCUGUUGACCCCAGCACAAGCCAGGGUCGCAUCAAGCAGCUUCGGUCAGGAGCUUUGCAGAUUGAGAACAGCGAUGAGACGGACCAAGGGAAGUACGAGUGUGUGGCCACCAACUCUAAAGGCGUGCGCUACUCUUCUCCUGCAAACCUUUACGUUCGAGAGCUUCGAGAAGGAGCGACAGACACAUUCCGUCGUGUGCCCCCUCGUUUUUCUAUCCUACCCUCCAACCAUGAGAUCAUGCCAGGAGGGAGCGUCAACAUCACCUGCGUGGCCGUGGGGUCCCCCAUGCCUUACGUCAAGUGGAUGCUGGGCAACGAGGACUUGACCCCCGAGGAUGAAAUGCCCAUCGGACGGAAUGUUCUGGAGCUCAACGGUGUCCGAGAGUCUGCCAACUACACCUGCGUGGCCAUGAGCAGCCUGGGAAUCCUGGAGGCCACUGCUCAGGUGUUAGUCAAGACUUUACCAAAACCUCCUGGCACUCCCAUCGUCACGGAGACCACAGCCACCAGCAUCACCAUCACCUGGGAUUCUGGUAAUCCCGACCCUGUGUCAUACUACAUUAUUCAGUACCGAGCCAAAGGGCCGGACAGCAAAUACGAGACCGUGGACAGCAUCACCACCACCCGCUACAGCAUUGGGGGGCUCUACCCCAACACUGAGUACGAGAUCCGGGUGUCAGCUUUCAACAGCAUCGGCCAGGGUCCCCCAUCCACCCGUGUGGAGGCUCGUACAGGAGAACAAGCCCCUGCCAGCCCUCCACAAAGCGUCCAGGCUCACGUCAUUUCUGAGAACAGUGUGUUCAUCCGCUGGGAAGAACCUGAGGAGCCCAAUGGGCAGGUGAAAGGUUACCGUGUGUACUACACUAUGGACCCAUCCCGGCCUAUAAAUGAGUGGCAGAUCCAGAAUGUCCAGGACAGCCUAAUCACCACCAUCCAGAACCUCGUCGCCUCAGAGACCUACAUUGUCCAAGUCCUCGCUUUCACCUCUGUGGGGGAUGGACCCUUCUCAAUUCCUAUCAAAGUCAAAGUGUUGCAUGGAGUUCCAGGCCAACCUGGGAAGUUUAGGGCCGGAAAAGUGACAGACACCAGUAUUGAGCUGACCUGGGAUCCUCCAUUCACUAAGGAGAAAAUUAUCAACUAUGAGCUCCUCUACAAGCCUGUGAAGUUCGGAAGUCUGGAGAAGCUGACCUUCACGCCAAGAACCACCUACACCGUGGAAGGUCUGAAGGCAAACACCGAGUACUCCUUCUCCCUUGCCGCCAUCUCCAGCAAAGGCAUCGGAGCUUUCUCUCAUGAAAUGGUGCAGAGGACGACACAAGCCAAGCCCUCGGCUGCACCAGAGGGUGUGUCCUGCGAGCGGGUCGCCUCCACCUCGCUCAGAGUGAGUUGGAGGCCGCCUCCAGUGGAGGGCCAGAAUGGGGAAUUGGAAAGUUAUGAGCUGAAAUACCAGAGGGUUUCUGGGCCAGGAGGUGGAGAUCAGGGCCUGGAGGUGAAACAGCUUCCUAUCCCAGCCCAUCAGGGCCAGACUGUGAUAGAUGGGUUGGAGAAAUGGAGCUGGUACAAUAUUACCAUGGCAGCAUCCACUGCAGCUGGAACCGGACCCAGCAGCCCACCUGUGAUCUGUAGAACCGAUGAGGAUGUUCCCGGUGCAGCGCCUCGCCAGGUGGACGUCCAGCCGCUUAAUUCCUCAGCACUGCGAGUGACAUGGCGCUCUGUGUUGCCACAGUUACGGCAAGGCCAGAUCCGAGGAUACCAGGUGCAUUUCAGCCGCGCAGAGAGCGGUGAAUCACGCACCCUGCCCCGAAUCAAAGACCUGUUACUGGACGAGUCUCAGAUGGAGGAGGACGAAUCCACUCUGUAUGAGCUGAUUUUAGGAGGUUUGAAAGCAGAGACUUUGUACUCCGUCUCAGUGGCAGCAUACACCACCAAAGGAGAUGGAGCACACAGUAAAGCCAGGCUGGUGAAGACCACAGGGAUUGUGCCAGGCUCCCCCUCCCUCUGGGUACUCCCAGGUUCGGGUUCAUCUGCGGUGGUGAGGUGGGCCCCUCCACUGGACUGCUCGGAGACGGGCUCUGAUGGCCAGAGGGUGCUUGUGGAAAUCCAGGGCUACCGCCUACAGUUUGGCCCGAAAAAUGCUUCUUUAAACGCCACCGUGGAGUUCUCUCAUCGUGAGAGAAACUUCACCGCAGGAGACCUCUCUCCAGGCUCCUCCUACGUCUUUGUCCUCUCCGCACGGAGCCGAGCAGGAUAUGGAGAUGCUGCCAGGAAGGAAUUAACAAUCCCCAUGUUCCCACCUGUGGGAAACCCCAAAAUAAUCGAAUUUGUUAAUGCUACUUGCUGCUCCCUCCAGCUCUCCUGGCUGCCUCCAGCCUCAGAAGAGCGCAAUGGUGUCAUUACCCAAUAUACCAUAGCAUACAGAAUGGCUCCACCCCCCAAACCUUCUUCUGGCCCAGUCCCCUCUGCCAUACCCGACCCAUCUGUUCCUCCAUGGCUGAUCACACUGCCAGCAAGUGAGUCCAGCUACACCAUCCUGGGCCUCAAUCACAGCACAGCCUAUGAGGUGCGAAUCCGAGCCCACAACAAGGCAGGGCCGGGCCCCUUCAGCCCUCCUCUAGUGUGCCUCACUCUGGCCUUUGAAACAGAUGUGCCAAGGAAUUUUUCAGUCAAUCUGGCUACAAUGACCAGCGUUCUCCUCACCUGGGAGUUUCCAGAGACCAGCAAUCCGUACCGCUUCAUUGUGGAGUACAACCGUCAGAAGAUGGAGGUGGACGCUCGUCUGAAAAAGGCAGUCAUUCCCAACCUUCAGCCUGACACCAGCUACGACUUUAAAAUCACCUCUACUGAAGGCAACAUGGGAGGCCUUCGCCACCGCAUCACCGCUAAGACAUCCCCACCGAUCACCAUCCGCCGCCCUGAGAUUGACCACACUCGUGACACUGAAACAACAAUCACUAUAAUUCUGCCGUCGUUGGAAACCAGAACUCCUGUCAAAAAUGUGUACGUUGUGGUGGUUCCUCUACGGCGAGCCCGAGGCGUCAUCAAACACCUGAAAAGUCCAGACGAAAUGGACCUGGAAGAUCUGUUGAAAGACAUCAGUCAAAGGCAGAGGGAUUCCAGGCAGCAGAAGCAGGUGGAUCUGAAGCGGGCUUACAUCACGGCCCGUUUCACACCUGCCACCCUGCCAGCAUUCUUCACCCUGGGGGACCAGCUGGACUAUGGAGGCUUUCAGAACCAAGCGCUGGAUCCGGGGCAGGAGUACGUCUUCUUCAUCCUGGCUGAGCUAAACUCCACAACAGGGAAAAUGUACGUGGCCAGCCCUUACACCAGCCAAGUGACUGCCCCGCACUCCGACCCCCAGCCUUUUGAUGCCGGCGAUGGGCUGAUCUGGGUGGUGGGUCCUGUCCUGGCCGUGGUCUUCAUCAUCUGCAUCGUUAUUGCCAUCCUGCUCUACAAAAACAGCAAGCCUGACAGCAAGCGAAAGGACUCUGAGCCCGGAACCAAGAGCCUUUUGAGCAAUGCAGAAAUGAUGGCCCAUCAUCCAACCGACCCCGUGGCGAUGAGACGCAUCAAUUUCCAGACUCCUGGAAUGAUGAGCCACCCUCCCAUCCCCAUCGGCGAGCUGGCAGAGCACAUAGAGCUGCUGAAAGCCAACGACAACUUGAGACUUUCUCAAGAGUACGAGUCAAUCGACCCUGGUCAGCAGUUCACCUGGGAGCACUCCAACUUGGAGGUUAACAAAACCAAGAAUCGCUAUGCAAAUGUGAUAGCGUACGACCACACCAGAGUCAUCCUGUCGCCCAUAGAAGGCAUCCUGGGAAGUGACUACAUCAAUGCCAACUUCAUUGAUGGCUACAGAAAGCAAAAUGCCUACAUCGCUACCCAGGGACCACUGUCUGAGACAUUCGGGGAUUUCUGGAGGAUGGUGUGGGAGCAGCGAACGGCCUCAGUCGUCAUGAUGACACGACUGGAGGAGAAGUCCCGGAUAAAGUGUGAUCAGUACUGGCCGAGUCGCGGCACAGAGACCUACGGCAUGAUCCAAGUCACACUGCUGGACACAAUGGAGCUCGCCACUUUCUGUGUUCGCACCUUUUCCCUGCAUAAGAACGGAAACAGUGAGAGGAGAGAGGUGCGUCAGUUCCAGUUUACGGCCUGGCCUGACCACGGGGUGCCAGAGUAUCCUACCCCCUUUCUCAACUUCCUCCGCAGGGUCAAAGCCUGCAACCCUCCGGAUGCUGGACCCAUCAUUGCUCACUGCAGUGCUGGUGUUGGUCGCACCGGCUGCUUUAUCGUCAUUGAUGCCAUGCUGGAGCGCAUUCGACAAGAGCGCACCGUGGACAUCUACGGUCACGUGACGCUGAUGCGCUCGCAAAGAAACUACAUGGUGCAAACAGAAGACCAGUACAGCUUCAUCCAUGAGGCCCUGCUGGAGGCCGUGGCCUGCGGGAUCACCGAGGUGGCGGCGCGGAGUCUGUACUCCUACAUGCAGAAGCUGUCCAAGGUGGAGCCUGGAGAGCAUGUCCCAGGCAUGGAGCUGGAGUUUAAGCGCCUGGCAAACACCAAAGCCCACACAUCCCGGUUUGUCACAGCCAACCUGCCCUGCAACAAAUUCAAGAACAGACUGGUGAACAUAAUGCCCUAUGAAACCACCCGCGUCUGCCUACAGCCUAUCCGAGGUCUGGAGGGCUCUGACUACAUCAAUGCCAGUUACAUAGAUGGAUACAGGCAACAGCGAGGCUACAUCGCCACGCAGGGUCCUCUGGCUGAGACCACGGAGGACUUCUGGAGGAUGCUGUGGGAACACAACUCCACCAUAGUGGUCAUGCUGACUAAGCUGAGAGAAAUGGGACGGGAAAAGUGUCAUCAGUACUGGCCUGCUGAGCGCUCGGCCAGGUAUCAGUACUUUGUCGUCGACCCGAUGGCGGAGUACAACAUGCCUCAGUACAUCCUCAGAGAGUUCAAAGUUACAGAUGCUAGGGAUGGCCAGUCGAGGACGGUGCGUCAGUUCCAGUUCACCGAUUGGCCAGAACAAGGGGUGCCAAAAUCCGGGGAGGGUUUCAUCGACUUCAUCGGCCAAGUUCACAAGACCAAGGAGCAGUUCGGCCAGGAUGGACCGAUAACAGUUCACUGCAGCGCCGGUGUGGGGCGGACGGGUGUCUUCAUCACUCUGAGCAUUGUCCUGGAGAGGAUGCGUUAUGAAGGAGCAGUGGACAUCUUCCAAACUGUCAAAAUGCUGCGGACACAAAGACCAGCCAUGGUGCAGACGGAGGAUGAGUAUCAGUUCUGCUACCAGGCUGCUCUGGAAUAUCUGGGUAGCUUUGACCACUAUGCAACAUAAGAGCAGAGACAACCGUCCAUCCAUCGUUCCCUUUGACGUCCACGAAAACAACCCAACACAUGAACAGAGAGGAAAGGCCAGUCUGGCAUAACGUUGAACCUUUUGCAGAGUCCAGAUUUAAAGACCAAUUUUUCACCAACAACAAGAAGAAUGCCCAUCAGUAGUUUCUCUGCUGGGUGUGGAGAAUAUUCAUGUGUAAUCCAUAUACUUACCUCAGUGUUCCAGUGUGAAGGACAUAUAAUACAUGUGUGUUGUGGUCAGCUAUCUCCAAUAUGAACCAGUAACAUACAAAUGGCUUUUGAACAGGAGUUAUGAUACUCUGUGUGUAUAAUAAAAUACAAAAAGAUUUGAGGAAAAAAAAACACAAGCCUGGAUAUUUGCUGCACCCUAAAUGGGCUUUUUAUCUUCAACUUUGUAUCUAUUGGUUUAAUGUUCUAAAGGAGUUACAAAGUGAACAUUUCUAUGUAUCUGUGAGUCUGUUUGCGAGACAUCUACUGCCACCACAGGUAGUUCUGACAACAGUCUGAAGCACAUGACCGGAUUCUGCAUGAGCAGGAGCUUGGGUCUGGCCUCAUCACCCUGAGGACUGCAGAAGAAGCAUGUGGAUGCUCAUUUACUCCAUGCACAGUGCCAAGAGAAACCAUGCAGCGCGAACAUGAACUGUGGCCUAUAAGGAGACAUGGCUCCUUUUGUCAUAACAUGAAGUCAUAUCGCUCUGGAGGAAAAAAAAAAUAUAAAACGGUCAGUCUUCUGCCCCUGGUCUUGCUCUCAGAACAGCAAUUAAAACCCUCGGUAUCUUUAACUGGGCUGGGAUUUGUAGUCCAGUGCAUUUGCCACUUAACAAUGCCUGCUUGCUACCUGCUAUUGUUGUUGUUCAUGCUCCGGCUCUGCUCCUUUUUUGAUGUCAAUCCCCCGUGUCACUCAAGCAGUGGCUUAUUGAACAAGACGACGAAAGAACUGAGCUCAAGUUAGUUUAUGUCUCAGUUUUCUUCUUUUUUUUCACGUUUUUAAGGUAUUUUGUUGCCUUAUGUGGAUUUUUUUAACAUGCUGCUUCAUGUUUAUGUAUUGUGUACUAAGCUUUUUUAUCUAAUCUUUAUUUUUGUUUUGUUUUCUCCUCAGAAGUCUCCCUACUUGAACUGCAUUGCUUUGUAUUUAAGUUCACCAUGUUUGUUUUCAUAAUUAAGGAAAUUAAAGAUUAAUUAGUGCUCGCACUAAUCUUAGUUUUAUCUUUUUGUUUUUUUUACUCCAUCUGCAUUUUAACUUCAACAGAUCUGCUCUAUCACAACCUGAUGUGUUAUCAUAACUGGUCCCGUGUAAUGAAUAAACAGCACAGUGUGUCUGAAAUGUUGGGCAAACUCACUGUUUUUUGUACAUACAGUCUUCUCAUUGGAGUUCUUUACAGUACGGUUACAUAUGUCACACAAAUAUAAUGUAGGGGUUGGAUGUGAUGUAGUACUCAAUGUCGCAAAAAAGCCUUAUUGUUAUCGUUCACUCUGUCAUUUUUGUUUUGUAUCAGUUUCAGAUACAUUUGUUAUUCUUUUUGUUAUUUUUUUACAUUUAUUUGGGAUGUCCAAUAGUCAUGACCAAUACAAUAUUGUACCGUUUUUCUUUGAUGAGCCAACGUUGAAGGACAAUAUUGUCACAGUUUCUUUUAUAAUGGUCCGUUUUGGUGCUUUUUUUUAUUAUUUGCUUUGUUCUGAUGAAGUAUACCCUCUGUGCAGGGUGCUAUUUGAUACUGAUUACUGAUGUCUGAUUAGUUAGCUAGAGAUGUACAUUAGAGGCAGUUUAAGUUAUCAGUGAGCCCCUUUUGAUACCCUCAAUCUACAUGACACACAGCAAGGGGAUCAUGGAAGCAGAGGCAUGGUCCCAGGGGGAAAAGUUUAAAAAGCAUCAGAGAUGUUAUAGAUAUAUAGCGCCGGCUUAUCAGUGGAAAACUUCUGACAAACCGUGGAUGUUUAGUUUGCUUAAAGGCACAUGGUAGCAAGUGUAUUUUUGACCAAAUUAGGUGAGAGUUGCCUAGCUACACACGUUGCACACCCUGAGAAAGAUAUCGUUUGAAUUUGAAAUUAUUCUCUUAUGAACUCUAUGUGUGGUCCAGAAGUCUUGACGAUGUUUGACAUAUAUGAAAUAUGUUAUUCCUUUGUUUUCUAAUGAUUAUUGUGUCAAGAGAAAUAUAACAAGCACACUCGUAACCUACUAUGAAAUGUGUUGAGGGCCAGCUCUGAUGAUGCCAUCCCCCUCACUUAUGUACUUGUUCUUUCCUUUCAGACCAUAGAUGUAGAUAUUGUACCUUGGAAUUUGUAUUAAAAGCAGGAUGAUUGGAUAUACAGCA